UUAUUAUUUAGUUAUAAUAAUUAGCCUGCUUGAGCCCUGAGGAAUGCUCACACUGCUUGUUUGGGGCUGUCAGACACUGUCUCCCUCUCAGUCUCUGUGCCUAUGCCUGGCUGGUUGCCAGCUGCAUGGUUUAAGGGGGGAAAAGCACAUCCAUGGAGAGUGCUCCACAGUGAGGGCUUGAUGAAUGGCUUCAUUGACACCCCCCUUGGGGAUUGUGCUUAUCCCAAUCCCUCCCCGCCGUUCGUGGUCUGUGGACUUUAGACUCAACUCUGGAGUCUAUUCAGAGAUUUGAAGUUAGAGUUCCCAUUGAUUCACAGGGAAUGCUGAAUGCGACUAAUAGCUCAUUUGACAUAUAGGCAGGCAGGAGACAACAUGUUCGUAUAUGUGCUCCUCACAUCUGUGGUACUUCUAGGAAUAUGUUUAGUUUUGCGUCAUAGAUUUUUGAAACUGCCAAUGUGCAAAAGUACAGCACAACUCCAUGGGAAAACUGUUAUUGUAACAGGAUCUAACUCAGGUAUUGGAAAGCACACUGCCCUGGACUUAGCCAGAAGGGGCGCUAGAGUCAUUCUAGCCUGUAGAGACCAACAGAGAGCCGAAACGGCAGUCAGAGAAAUCCGAAUGAGGUGUGGAAACAGCGAGGUUAUGUACAUGCACUUGGACCUGGCAAAACUACAGUCGGUACGGUCCUUCGCUGAAGACUUUCUUAAAAGAGAGGCCAGACUUGAUAUUCUCAUCAAUAAUGCAGGGAUUGCAAUUGAUGGCAAGACAGAGGAUGGCUUUGGAAUGAUCUUUGGUGUCAAUCACCUCGGCCACUUCCUGUUAACCCUUUUGCUGCUGGAGCGGCUGAAAGAGUGUGGCCCGAGUAGAAUAGUGAAUGUGUCCUCCAUAGGUCAUCGAAUGGCGAGCGUGGACUUCAACUGCCUCAGCACCCACAGAGACCUGUCCGUGGGCUACUCCGGCGUGGACGUGUUUUCCGUCUACUGCCAGAGCAAGUUGUGCAAUGUGCUCUUCACACACGAGUUGGCCAAAAGGCUCGUGGGCACAAAUGUAACCUGCUACAGCCUCCAUCCAGGCGUGAUCAAGACGGACAUUGCCCGCCACGGUGGUGCUGUGUGGAGGAUGAUCUGGUUGCUCCUGGGCCUGGUCUUCUUCGCCGACGUAGAGUCGGGCGCCCAGACCACCCUGCACUGUGCCCUACAGGAGGGCAUCGAGCCGCUGAGUGGACGCUACUUCGCCCGCUGCGCUGUGGAGGAAGUGGGCCCCAAGGCCAAGGAUGACGCGGCCGCCAAGAAACUGUGGGAACUGAGCGAGCACUUUUGUGGUCUGUAGUGAAAGAGACAGAGGGCCAUGCAGUUGCACAGAGACAUGGGGCAAGAGAGGACAGGGGGCAAAAGAGGCAGAGGGCA
Messenger RNA from Alosa alosa (allis shad), 1406 nucleotides. RefSeq names its product retinol dehydrogenase 12-like. The record is from RefSeq and is a predicted model, not a curated record. NCBI's taxonomy places the organism in Eukaryota, Metazoa, Chordata, Actinopteri, Clupeiformes, Clupeidae. The transcript has 5 exons. The coding region runs from base 328 to 1329 and encodes 333 amino acids.